Molecule: messenger RNA, 1824 nt
Organism: Drosophila subobscura
Lineage: Eukaryota; Metazoa; Arthropoda; Insecta; Diptera; Drosophilidae
Exons: 2
Coding region: 128-1630 (500 amino acids)
Source: RefSeq, a predicted model, not a curated record
GUACAUAAGACAUAUGUACAUAAGUGAUCGAAGCAAAAGCUCUUCCAGCGCGAACAUAAAUAAUCAAUAAAAAGCAAUUUACGCUGUGAAAUAAUAAUAUCAGAAGCUGUGUAUUAAAUACCAAAAAAUGAGCCACGAGAGCAUCUUUGAGUUGUCACAUUACAGCAAAUUUGAAAUAUUUAAUCAAAUUAAAAGGAAUUGUGAGAGCGAAAGACCAGGAGCAGUCGUGGAAAUCAAGUAUGGCGAUCUCAUUAGGCUCGCCGCUUGCUCUCAACAUCUGGCCCGUAUGCUCUUUGAAUGGGAUACACAGCUAUACAGAAGCCUUGAUCAAUACAUGAUUCAUAAGAUCACAAGCAUUUACAUCGACUUUGAAGAGGUGUAUAAACGCUUGGCGACAGCCUCGUCGAGGGAAAAGGAAACCUACUGGAGCUCCCUCAGCCAUGCCAUCAGGGAUGCAGGUCCCAAACAAGUCGUAUUGCGUUAUGCACCCGAAUCAUACCACAGUGAUCACAUGGAAGCAUUUCACACAGUCAUGGGUCAGCUCCAAAACAAGCUAAAUCUGAAAGAGUUGGACAUAUAUAUUCCAGGCUACACCCUAGAGGGUCUGGGCAAGCUUAAAAGCCUCGAGACACUCAGUUUAAAUAUUCGUAUGGAUAUUGAUGACUUGGUCGAGAGCUGUAAGCAGAACAAAAACUUGAAGAAUUUGUCAUACAUGAAUAACGAAACGGGAGGAAAGAGGCUGGCCACGAUUGCGCCGCAUUGCGGAGAGUUGGAAGAACUCACCUUCAAAAUGAGACCCGAUUGCGAUGCAAGCGAGUACAAGCCUUUGGCCAAGAUUCCCAAACUGAACCACUUGAAGAUCGCGGGCGUGCACGAGAGGGGCACUCUGCAGCCCCUGCUGGAGGCAUGCGUUGCCAAGCGGCGCAAACUCACCAGAUUGUCCGUAGACGAUGUCCCAUUGGAUAAAUCGGAAACACAGGCAAUGGCCCAGAUUGAAACACUAACCAAAGUGAAGUGUGGAUUUGACGAUCCCCAGAGCAUUGGGCUCUUGUCCCAACUGACCAAACUCGGCUUCUUGGAUAUACUCUCCAAGCAUGAUUUUCUGGCCAUAUCUGAGCAGGUUCUGAGCAUUCUUAAGGACUCGAUUGCGGAAAAGUGGAUUGACAUAGUAGAUAUUAACACUAACAUCUGGUACCAACCAAGUGCAGGAGAACUUAUUCUUACGAUAAGGGGAGAUAAUGUGAAUGCCUCCGACUUUGGUCCACUUGCGACUCUGCCAGGUUUGUGUUCGCUUGAAAUAAGCGGAUCGCCCCAAAUUGGUUCACUUAAGCCGAUUCUUAAUGAAUUAGUAGCGGCAUUCCGGAAAGCACCCACUUUGACGUCUUUGAGGCUGGGAAAAAUAACAGCAGCGGAAGUCGCCAUCGUGUCUCAAAUCGCAUCCCUGAAGAGAUUGGAGUGCGGGAUUGCCGAAAAGGAGCAGAUUCCCCUGCCCAAAGAAAUGACUGAGCCUGUGCCAUCAUCCUCAAGAUCCGCCCAGAAGAUAUUGGCAUCACAGAACGCUGAGCUGCUGGCGCAGCUACCCUUGCUCGAAGAAAUUACAUUUUUAUAUCUGGGCCAUUAUCCCCAGUAAUCCCACAGCGCUUCCUUACUGCUCUGGCCUGCAAGGAGUCGCAGACACUACAAAACCUUUGUUUCUUAGGGUGGAAAGCAAACAUCGACACCGUGGCAGCAAAGGAACUGGCCCGCCUAAGGUCUUUGCGUACUCUGAGAUGUCACUUCGCUGAUCCUCUGGACAUACAGCUGCUGUCUCACCUAACCGAACUC